UAUAAAAAAAAAAAAAACCUCGUAAUUCCUCCAUAACUCUCAUUUUCUCUCUCUAUUCGAUCAAAUCCACAAUCUCCAAACGAAAAGCUAGAAAACUUUCAUCUUCUCGAAUUUAUUAUGAUAAAACCCUAAUUUCUCAUUUUCUCAAAUCAUCCAAAUCCAAUUCAAUUAUUAUCAAUUUCGCACGAUCGAAUUUUAGCCCAAAAUAUUUUCCCACUACUGAAACCCUAAUUUUUUUUCCGUUUCCUUUUUUUCUGGUGUUCCUUACAAUCAUUCGUUCGUAACUUUUUUCAGUACAGAUCCGAAAAUUUCUUGAAAAUUUCUUAGGCAUUUAAGUUAGAAUUAGUGGCAUUUUUUUGGACGUCCACUAUUCAUCAUCGAAUUCACAAAAAGUUCGUAUUGUAAAUAUAGAAUUAGGUUUUUUUUCCGUUAAUUUCUUUUGUUUUAGGGUUAGAUAUUUGCCAAUUUUUAGGGUUUUUAGUUCUCCAAGAUGAAUGAUAACGUGAGAGGUCGUUAUCCGCCGGGAAUGGGAAGAGGAAGAGGCGGAAUUGGCGGAGAUGUAGGAGGUUUAGGUGGUGGUGGAAUGAAUGGAAACCCUAAUUUUCAAGGUAGGAAUUUUCAGCAACAACCUUAUGCGCAAAGGGGGAUGUUGCCGAAUCAUCAUCAGCAACAACAACAGUUUGAGCAACAGCAAUAUAUGCAGCGGCAGCACCAGCAGAACAAGCAGAUGCAACAGCAGCAGCAGCAAUGGCUUAGGAGGAAUCAGUCAGGGGGUACAACGGAGUCCAGCGUCGACGAGGUCGAGAAAACGGUGCAGUCCGAAGCAAUUGACACGAGCUCACAAGAUUGGAAGGCAAGGUUGAAGCUACCGCCACAAGACACACGCUAUAGGACAGAGGAUGUGACAGCUACCAAGGGAAACGAAUUUGAAGACUACUUUCUCAAGCGUGAGUUACUGAUGGGUAUAUAUGAGAAGGGUUUUGAAAGGCCAUCUCCUAUUCAGGAAGAAAGUAUUCCAAUUGCGCUUACUGGGAGUGAUAUUCUUGCUAGAGCAAAAAAUGGGACAGGAAAAACUGCUGCCUUCUGCGUUCCUGCUUUGGAAAAAAUUGAUCAAGACAACAAUGUCAUUCAAGUUGUCAUACUUGUUCCUACGAGAGAAUUGGCGCUCCAGACCUCACAGGUUUGUAAAGAGCUUGGGAAGCAUUUGAAAAUUCAAGUUAUGGUCACCACUGGUGGCACCAGUUUGAAAGAUGAUAUCAUGAGAUUGUAUCAGCCAGUCCAUUUACUUGUGGGAACUCCUGGAAGAAUACUAGAUUUGUCAAAGAAAGGAAUUUGUGUUUUGAAAGACUGCUCAAUGCUUAUUAUGGAUGAGGCUGAUAAGCUUUUGUCUCCAGAAUUUCAGCCAUCUAUAGAGCAGCUUAUUCGAUUUAUGCCAACGAAUCGUCAGAUUCUGAUGUUUUCAGCUACAUUUCCUGUCACUGUCAAGGAUUUUAAAGACAGAUAUCUACACAAACCGUAUGUUAUCAACCUGAUGGACGAGCUUACUCUGAAGGGUAUAACACAAUUUUAUGCAUUUGUUGAAGAAAGACAAAAAGUCCACUGCUUGAACACCCUUUUCUCCAAGCUUCAAAUCAACCAGUCAAUUAUUUUCUGUAAUUCAGUGAACCGUGUUGAGUUGCUAGCCAAGAAAAUAACAGAGCUUGGAUAUUCUUGCUUUUACAUUCAUGCGAAGAUGCUGCAAGAUCAUCGCAACAGAGUUUUCCAUGAUUUUCGUAAUGGGGCAUGCCGAAAUCUUGUCUGCACUGAUCUAUUUACUAGGGGAAUAGACAUUCAGGCUGUCAAUGUUGUUAUCAAUUUCGAUUUUCCAAAAAAUGCCGAAACCUACCUUCAUAGGGUUGGUCGAUCAGGGAGGUUUGGGCAUCUUGGUUUAGCUGUGAAUCUGAUCACUUAUGAAGACCGUUUCAAUUUGUAUAAGAUUGAGCAAGAACUUGGGACUGAAAUAAAGCAGAUUCCUCCACAUAUAGAUCAAGCUUAUUACUGUCACUAAGUAAUGGAGUUUAUAUGUUGCUGUGCUCUAUCAGUUAACAGUUGCUGAUCAUGCAGGUAUGGCAGGAGCAAAGACUUUAUUUGCCCAGCUCACUCAGCAUCAGGAUUGUGAUUACCUUUAGACCUUGGGUGACGUCUAGGUGUUCUGUUAUCAAGUUAGUGCCUUGUGCAGAACUUCAUGGGAUGUUCCCUGGUACUUCUAGAUAGUAUUGUGUAGGGUGGAGAUAAUUUCAGGAUAAUUGUUUUAUGAGAUUUAGUUUAGAGUGUUGAUCUGAAGUUGGGUGCUUGCAUUUACUGGCUAGAAGGAUGAUCCAUACUUCCAUCCAUCAAAUCGAUAUGACUUCCAUCAAUAACCUGUUAGCUUGUUUUAUAUCCCUUUGUUGCAUUUGCCCAUUGAGGUAGUUGAAUUUCUGGAUUUUGCUGAGAAUAAAGUACUCCAUAUACUUUUGUUUGGAGUUUUUAGUU
Beta vulgaris subsp. vulgaris (sugar beet) is the source of this 2511-nucleotide messenger RNA. RefSeq names its product DEAD-box ATP-dependent RNA helicase 8. Gene Ontology annotation, biological process: P-body assembly; cytoplasmic stress granule assembly. The transcript is spliced from 10 exons. Gene Ontology annotation, molecular function: mRNA binding; RNA helicase activity; ATP binding. Bases 491 to 2047 code for a protein of 518 amino acids. Gene Ontology annotation, cellular component: P-body; cytoplasmic stress granule. Lineage: Eukaryota; Viridiplantae; Streptophyta; Magnoliopsida; Caryophyllales; Amaranthaceae. The record is from RefSeq and is a predicted model, not a curated record.